UCCAACAUGGUACCGAAGGCAUUCCAGGCCGGUUAUGCAAACACUACGGCCUUCCGCAAGGUGGUCAAGGCGACCAUAUAUGUUAAGAAGAAGGAGGGCAUAACAGACGACGAUUUCAUUCAUUUCUGUAAUACCAAGCACGCUCAGAGCGCUGUUCCAAUUCUCUAGGGCCAUGGCGUCAUCAGCUACAGCUUGCAGACAUACCACCUCGAACGCGACAGGAAGAUGAUCCAGGACAUCAUGCAUGGCAAAGCACAGCUCUUGGACUAUGAUGCAAUUUGCACCUUUGUCUUCCCACACUACCUGGCACUCGCAAAGUUUCUCUACGAUAAAGAGGGAGCGGCGUUGAGCGGCGACCACGGGAACUUCAUGGACGGCAGCCAGACGAAGAUGAAGGUCGGUGACAAAUACGUGCUGAUCGAGGAUGGGCAGAGCGUGCAGUGACUGCGCGUAGCAGAAAAUACGACGCCGCCGUCGCUGGGUAUCAUUAAAAUACGUAAACCUGUAGAACGUGAUCGGAGCAGACGUGCAUAGAUCUUUUUACUUUCG
Messenger RNA from Parastagonospora nodorum SN15, 549 nucleotides. RefSeq lists its product as hypothetical. NCBI's taxonomy places the organism in Eukaryota, Fungi, Ascomycota, Dothideomycetes, Pleosporales, Phaeosphaeriaceae. Gene Ontology annotation, molecular function: oxidoreductase activity. The record is from RefSeq and is a predicted model, not a curated record. The coding region runs from base 226 to 444 and encodes 72 amino acids. The transcript has 2 exons.